GAUUAAAAUAAAACCAAUGUAUUGAAUUCAACAAAAAGUAUAUGUACGGUUACAACAGUCUGUAUAAAUACUCAGAUAGCCAUCUCCCAAUUUCUCUUAUCUAGGAAAUUUAAUAAAAUCAUUUCUGAUUAAGAAACCUUAUACAAAAAAUGGUAGCCUUUUGCUCUUCUACUAAUUAUCCAAAUAUGAGUACUGGAUGGUCCUUUGAAGAACCACUAAUUAGCUAUGAUCAGAAAACAACGAAGACAAUAACUUCGCCUCAGUUCCAAAUUGAGACUAACAACUUGUUUGAAGGUUUACAUAUUGAUAAUAAUAUGAAUUUUCCUUCAUCUCAUCAAGAACAAUAUCACAAAGAAAGUGAGUUUGAUGUUCAGUUAGGAGAAGAGAGGUCAUUAAUGGCGAAGAAACUAAGCCAUAAUGCAAGUGAGCGUAAUCGGAGAAAGAACAUGAAUUUUCUUUAUUCCACUCUUCGUUCUUUGCUUCCUUCUGCAGCUAAUCAUCAUCGAAAGAAAAAGCUAAGCUUUCCGGCAACAGUAUCUUAUGUGCAAGAAUACAUACCAGAGCUGAAGAAAGAAAUAGAGAGGCUAAGCAAAACAAAGGAUUUGUUAUUAUCAACUAUGUCAAAGAAAGCAGAUUCAUUAGUCCAAAUUGAUAAUCAGAGAAAAUUAAGUAUGAGUGGAACUUCUUGUGAAUCUCCAACAACAUCAAUUUCUGCAAGUCCACUGUGUCAUGGACAGGUUUUAGUACAAAUCUCCACAACUCAAGCAAAUGAUUUUCCAAUUUCAGAAGCAUUCCGAAAUUUAGAGGAAGAUGGAUUAAUUUUGCUAAAUGCCUCAUCCUUUAAAUCUUUUGGAGACAAGAUUUUUCAUAGCUUGCAUUUUCAGAUGCAAGGGCCAAUAGAAAUGGAGAUUCAGAUUCUGAAGACAAAGCUUAUAGUAAUGUAUGAAAAAAAAACAAAAUCAUAUAUAGUUUAGCUUAAAUUAAUUUCCAGUUGUGCUAAACAAUUAUCAACUCUUCGUUGAUGAUAAAUAAAGUUGUGCGUGGUAUCGAAUUCGAUUAUUGCU
Molecule: messenger RNA, 1064 nt
Organism: Lycium ferocissimum
Lineage: Eukaryota; Viridiplantae; Streptophyta; Magnoliopsida; Solanales; Solanaceae
Product: transcription factor ORG2-like
Exons: 3
Coding region: 150-974 (274 amino acids)
Biological process (GO): regulation of transcription by RNA polymerase II
Cellular component (GO): RNA polymerase II transcription regulator complex
Molecular function (GO): DNA-binding transcription factor activity, RNA polymerase II-specific; RNA polymerase II transcription regulatory region sequence-specific DNA binding; protein dimerization activity
Source: RefSeq, a predicted model, not a curated record